Cryptosporidium ubiquitum is the source of this 711-nucleotide messenger RNA. RefSeq lists its product as uncharacterized. Lineage: Eukaryota; Apicomplexa; Conoidasida; Eucoccidiorida; Cryptosporidiidae. The transcript is spliced from 2 exons. The record is from RefSeq and is a predicted model, not a curated record. Bases 1 to 711 code for a protein of 236 amino acids.
AUGAUGAAGAAAAUAUUUGCCAUGUUGGUAUAUUUGUUAAUUAAGGAUGCUGCUGGUUUAGAAACACGAUCAAUUGGGAAUUCAAGACUUGAAUCGUUUUCGGUUACUUAUUCUGGAAAUCUUCAAAAGUUGAAUCUUCAUUCAAGUCUAUUUUCAAACUUACAAUUUGAAUCAUGCAAUACUAUGUGCGACGAUUUUGAUCCAACAUGCGAUUGUAACACUGCCUCUACAACAGAAACGGAAAUAACUAUUGAUCAAGUUGAGAACUGGAUUGAAAUUAUUAAUAGGAAUUCUCAGGCUGCUGCAAACCCGAUUUUGAAGAGCGAAUCUAGUACAAGUGACACUUCAGAUACAUCAGUUACAAACAAUAUGUAUGUAUGGAUCGGUAUCGGUGUAGGAGCUGUUGUUCUUAUUGGACUGAUUAUAUUCUUUAUUUCUAAAUCCAGAUCUAACAGACAAGGCCAAGAUCCCAAUGCAAACUAUAAUAUGCAAGGAGGAGCGCCAGGAAUGAUGCCAGGAGGUAUGCCAGGAAUGCCAGGAAUGCCAGGAAUGCCAGGAAUGCCUGGUAUGCCUGGAAUGCCUGGAAUGCCUGGAAUGCCUGGAAUGCCUGGCGGUAUGCCAGGAAUGAUGCCUGGAGGAAUGCCUGGAGGAAUGCCUGGAGGAAUGCCUGGAAUGAUGCCUGGAAUGCCUGGUGGGAUGCCAAUGCGAUAA